This is a messenger RNA of Acyrthosiphon pisum (pea aphid), 1593 nucleotides long. RefSeq lists its product as uncharacterized. Gene Ontology annotation, cellular component: cilium. The record is from RefSeq and is a predicted model, not a curated record. Lineage: Eukaryota; Metazoa; Arthropoda; Insecta; Hemiptera; Aphididae. Bases 58 to 1185 code for a protein of 375 amino acids. The transcript has 9 exons.
UUAAACUAGCAACCAUAGUUUUUAAUUUACUAUUUAGUAUCUUAGCUUAAAGGUGCGAUGAAAAGUUUAAAUUUUGGAGAGUGCCUUAAACUGUUGUAUGAUGCCCAUCCACCUUGGAUCAGUGGCUCGGAUAACGGAAUGGGUUCUAGAGAAACUGGAAUUGAAGCAUACCAAAAAGUAGAGCGUGACAUCGCUAGAGAAGAACAAGCUGCACCGGCUCCAUCUUUAGGUCACGAGAUGGCAAAACUGGAUCGUUUUAUCACAGAUAUAGAAAAUCUUAUGAGUCAGCUCAGCCAAGAACGUAUAGCGGAUGUUGAAUUAACAUCCAACGACCGAUUUUCCCAAAGAUAUUUCAACUCAAGAAUUGUAGAUGAAAGCGACAAUGCAAUUAGAACAGUCAUGGCAGAAUUACGAGUAAAUUUGAAUCAAAUACUUGCGAUAGAACACGAAGAAUUCAUUGCAAAUCUUAAUCGAAAAUCCUUAAAACUUCACCAUUUAAAUUGGUUAAGUCAAAUGAGAGCUAGAAGUGAAGAAGAAAUAUCAAAACUUAGCGUAAGAGUACAACAUUUACAGAAACUCUAUGAAAGCCAAGAACUAAUAAUAAGAAAUUUAGUUGGGAGUAAAUCAUCAAAUACCGGACAAUUAGAACGGGAAUUGGACAGGGUUCGCAGUUACCGAGACACGUUAGUUAGUGGUGAAUUGUCGUGGAAAGACGCCACGUUAUUUGCCCAAGACUCGGCGGAUUAUAGUCGUACGGCAUAUAAAAGUUGGCAUUCACUGCGGACCGAAGAAGACGAAUCUAUAAGAUUUCGUCAAGCAUUGAAAACUAGGGACUCGAUGCAUCAAGCCGCUCUAUGCGUUCGGAUGGCACAGACCAUGUUGCCCGGUGUUCAAUUUCCGUAUUGUACUUCUAGAGAAGUAUUUGCUAUUCUACAAGUGAUCGAAUACUUGUUCACUGAUUUGCAAGUUUCCGAAAGGUUUGGUCAUGCUCUUGAAGUGUAUAGAAGCUUCAACAAAAGAGCGACGGCAUUGACUCAGUGGCUAAAACAGACUACAGAUGAAACUAUACAUAAAGAUGUAGAAGAAGUGGACGAACGUAUCAAUGAUUUGGCAAGCAUACUGAGUCAAGAAAGAACAAUGAACAGGAGUUUCGGGAGACCAAUUCAGAACGGUACAACAUACUAGGAUCUCAUCAACGCAUUGUUACCAAAUGGCUGGGCGAUACCAUAGGACCUAAAAAAGAAUAUAUUGAGCUGCAUUCAAGAUUUCGUUUAUAACUUACUAUUUAUAUAUAUAGUCUAAAACGUUUCAAAAUUAUAAAUACUAUUUUUUUCCUUGUAUUUUUGUGUUAUUUAAGCGAAAUUCACCCUGAUCCUGUGUAUUUUAAAAUUAGUUUAAACUUAUAAAAAACAAAUAUUAAAAUGUAUAAUUGUGAUUAUAUAGGUACCAUUAUAGUGAUUACAAUUAACGUGCUCGCCUGCCGAACCUGGAAGCUCAGUGGUAGUUACCAUAGAAACCGAAUAAUAUUUUAAACAAUACAUAGUAAGUAUCUACUGUAAAAAUGAAAAAUUAAUGUGUUUAAAUAAAGUAAAU